Odontomachus brunneus is the source of this 3372-nucleotide messenger RNA. RefSeq lists its product as uncharacterized. Gene Ontology annotation, cellular component: membrane. The coding region runs from base 523 to 1389 and encodes 288 amino acids. The transcript has 7 exons. Lineage: Eukaryota; Metazoa; Arthropoda; Insecta; Hymenoptera; Formicidae. The record is from RefSeq and is a predicted model, not a curated record.
CUCCCUCGGCUUUCCUUCGAGGUGAGUCGGGUGAGCCGUUAGUGUCGUUGCCGUUGCGAGAGAAUGGUGAUUGUGAUGUGCAUCGCGGACGAGCGCGCACCCUGAAGGACGGUAAAGUACGCGCAUAAUUACCCGGAGGCGUCUCCCUCUAGACAGCCACCCCAGUGACCGAUUCGACCGUCUUCGACGAGUUCCCCGUCGUCGGCUUCGUCCUCGUUCUUCAUCCUGGUGCUACUCCCGCGGGCUCGUAAUAAAGAAGGGAAGAAAGAGCGACGCGCCGCGUUCUCCAGAGCGUUUAUCGCGGUCCAGCUCCUCUUCGUCGUGGCACGCUUCGCAGCUUUUCCUGCGCUCGUCACGCGGAUGCCCGUAGAUAGUACCAGCACGUAGUCGGUGAUAGUAUAACACGUCGCGGCCGAGUGUGAGGUGAAGCUAACGGAAGACGAGCAGCCGAGGACAUAUCGUGAAACUGAGGACGAGAAAGAGAGAGAGAGAGGAAGAAAGAGACUCACAGAUAUUACCAAGAUGCCCUGCUCCGCGGUGACGCUGUCCCUCGCCACCAUAACCGGUAUCAUCGCCACUGCCCUGCUGGCGAUCGCCUUCUCCACGGACAACUGGCUCUACACCGAGGUCAAGCGCGCCCAAAUUCAGCAAUAUGCGAGCAAGCAUGCCGAGCAGAGUCCUUUGGUGGAGCACAUGAAUACGAAGUAUUAUUACUACACGAGGACUCAGGGAUUAUUCAGGAUAUGUUAUCCUAAAGAAAGACCACCGACAGUCGAGACUUAUUUGAGCCCCGUGGAGACGCACUGCAUGAAUAUCGAUUAUUUCAUCCCCGAUGAAGAGAAUCAAACGAGGGGUUUCUCUGACGACGCGAUGGCACGACUACACAUGGGGAGAUCCGUGAUAGCGCUAUUCAUGGUCGGUUUUGUCGCGAUAUUCUCCGCAUUUUGGACAGGAGUGGUGGGCUGUUGGAGAAGAUCACCAGGAAACAUCACCGCCACAGCAAUCUUGAUGCUAUUCGCCUGUUUACUGAGCGCCGGUGGUAUGGGCCUGUGGCAUGGGGUCGAAUAUUAUGAAAAGGAAAAAAUUGUCGGCGAAGAGUAUUAUCAACAAUGGAGCCCUGUUUUAAGGGACAACACGGCACAGUGGUACGACUGGUCGUUUUAUCUGGCCUGGCUGGGGGUGGCGACGUGUCUGGGCACGAUGACGCUAUUUCUGAUCGCGGCAUCUUGCCUGAGAAGGGAGCGUGCCCGCGAGCAGGCCCAGAACGUUCAGUACAUCAUGCCAGUGUACCCGCAGAAGCAGCAGUACGCGUACCCCGGAUAUCCAGCACCGGCGGCAUACCCGGGUCCGUAUUAUCACGGCUCUCAGUAUGGACCCUAUAACUACUGAAGGAACUCGGCCGGUCGGCGUCGGAGGAAAGAAAGCAUCCCGGGCGCGUUCACGCUCGCCAACGUUGUCGAACAUUCUCUAUCGCGUCACUUAAUCGGACGAGGAUCAAAAAUAUCCGCAAAAUUCAAGGGACUCGCCGAGAUCGAUUUGCAGUCGCGAUCGUAAGGGAUCGCUCGCCUUGAUCGACUCGAGUCGUGACUGCUUAGUCCGAUUUCAGACUUAAUUUAUUAAUCAAUCAAUGAAAUUAUAAUUUAAACGUGACUGCGAAUAUGGGAUAUUCGAUAUGGUAGUCAUGAAACGCAAAAGCAAGCUCUUCUCUUCCCGCGACAAAUCGAUCGGAAGCAAAAAUCCAGACAAAAGAAAGAUAGAGAAAGAGAGAAAGAUCUAAAAGACAUCCGGGAAAUCGUUCGAGAGAUUAAGGAUGUCUCUUGGACAUCCUCCCGACCUAUUUUGGAGCACUCGCGUCGUCUGGAGGAGCUCGACUUGCGCAAAACGGUUGCUCAAAAUCCGCCGUACUUACACUUAGGAGCGAGAUCAUUUUGUACUUGUUUUUUUUUCCAGUUUAAAUAAGUAAGAUAUCGAUCAUCCUCUCUCAUGCACACCUCUUAUGCUUCUGAGCGCGCACGCGCGCGUGUUAAUCGCGGAGGCGCGAAUUCGCGCUCGCGUUUGGCUGUUGCCGUUUGCCGGGCUUCCUCACAUUUCCGUAAACGAAUGUCAAAAACGAUGAUUCGUCAUCGGUCUCGCGCAAAAACGGGAGAUCGUUUCGGGUGGCCGUCGAGUCCGUUCGGCUUCUGUCAGGUGGACUUAACGGACAUUACACGCUCCGAGGAAGCUCGAUAAGAACAGUCGCGUGUCUUGUAAUUGAAAGUCGAUCGGGUCCACGAAGCUUGGCUCGCGUCGACGCCGCGUUUGCCUUUAUUUAUUUAACGCGAUCGCGCGAGGGGGAGCUCCAUCUCGCAGAGAGGACGGCCGUCGUCGAGUCGCGCGAGCGAAGCGGAAGGCGACGCGAAUACGGCAUCAUAUUCGUGAACGCUCACCUUGGUAGUACCAAAUAUUAAAUAAAUAUCUCGAUUAAGAUCGCGCAAGAAAAAGAUCGAAUCGCGAUUCUCGUGAGUUCGUCCCCGUUCGUCGCGAGUUCAGUUUAAUUCCCUCGGAAAAACGAUAGAUCUCAGCUGAAGGUAUUAAGACACGAAGAGUCAGAAUCGACUGACUGAUAUGAUUCAGAUAUAUAUUCAGAGCGAAAUCACAAUUCUGAUCUCCUUUGAAUCACUCUGUGUCGAAACAAUUUCAGCGAGAAUCUAUCGUUGGAGAACGUGUGAUUAAUGAAGAAAAAAAUAAUAUUCGUCCUGAGAGAAAGGGUUGAAACUUAAUUUCCCGGGCAAAUGCGAUAUCGUAAUACAUGCCUCAUGCGUGUAACGUAGAUGUAAACGUUUAUAUAAUAUAUGGUGCUGCUAUGAUCGUUACGUGAUAACGAUUCGCGAAGUUUGCGUUUAAUACGUAGCUCUCUUCAGAUAACAUCGAUCUGUAAGGUCUAUUACAACGAUAUCUCUAUGUAAAUCGUUUAAAAAGCAAAGAAAUAUUUCAAUUACUUCAUACACGACGUUUUGCCUUAAAUAAAUUAAAUCGAUCGUUCGACUAUUCGAGUCUUCCAUUUCCGCGUGCAAACGGCGUCAACGUUCUCCUCUAAUUUAUAUUUCGUCGACUUUCUCUUUGUAAGCAAGAAAACAGCAAUAUAUUUGUAAAAAGAGAAACAUAGAAUCGUUGAUUAUUAUCGCAAAAAUAUUAUGAAUUAAAUUUACCGUUAAUGGCUGCAAUUGCGUGAUAAAGCGCUAAGUAGGAUAUAGAAAUGAAUAUAAAUAUAAGAAAAUUUAAGGAACAAACAGGUAGCUAGAAUUAAAAGCAGUGAGAAUUCACGAUACCUUAGAUGUUAAAUAAUAAAAACAAAUAACAGAAUGUACGAAAUACAAUUUGACUCUCGACUCA